Molecule: messenger RNA, 564 nt
Organism: Nothobranchius furzeri (turquoise killifish)
Lineage: Eukaryota; Metazoa; Chordata; Actinopteri; Cyprinodontiformes; Nothobranchiidae
Source: RefSeq, a predicted model, not a curated record
AUGCCCGCCCCCCUCUCUGUUGUUGAGACCCCUGUAAGAAGAGGAAAUGCUGGGUACUUGAAAGCCAGGAUAGGUGGGUGUGACUGCCAGGUUCUGGUAGAUACAGGAGCCUCCCGUUCUGUGAUUUCGCGAAAGCUGUGGUUGUCCUUCACUCGAGGGGUGGGUGAACUAACUCCAUAUGAGGGUAAUGUUACAGCUGCGAAUGGGGGAGGAAUGUGCAUUAUGGGAUGUUGGCAAACAACGUGUCAGCUGGGCCCCCUGGCUUUCGUGGCGGAAUUCUUGGUAUCAGACAUCCCCUCAGAUGAGGUGUUAUUAGGAUUUGAUUUUCUGUCCAAACAUGGCAUGGUGGUCGAUCUGGGCACCAAAACGUGUAAGAUCAUGGGCAGAGUGUUCCCACUGCUCGACUUGGAACCUUCUUUAAACCCACAGGUCGUAGUGGUGCAAACGGAUACCGUAGUUCCGCCGCGGAGUGAAGCUAUAAUACCAGGACAAAUUAAGGAUAGCUGGGGUGAUUAUGCCCAGGGGUUGCUAGAGCCGUCUGAACACCUUUCUAAGCGCUGUUGA